GCAGUGAGCACGAUGUCGCGCCUCUGGCCUUCUUCGCCCAGAACGUGUGCUCGCUUCACGGUCGUCGAACGCCCGAACACCGCCGCCCAUCGCCAUCGGGAGGGCGUCGGUUGCGUCUUGCGUGCUCGGUUGGCCGGUUGUUUGGGGAGGACGAAACGGACGAUGACGACAGGAUAGGACUCGCCGCGCGGCCCACCUCCCAAGCACCAUCCAUCCCUCUCGGUCAAGUGAGCGUCUGCCCCUCCACGCAAUCCCAAGGGCCUCGGCUAUGGCGUCCCCCUCCGCUCCGGCAGCCCAGUCUGACCGCGCCGCGCUCCUCAAAGCCUUCGACGAGGCCUGCACGGGCGUCCGCGGCCUCGUCGAGUCCGGCGUCUCCUCCGUCCCCGCGCUCUUCGUGCACCCGGACCCCUACGCCUCCGCGCCGCUCGCGCCCCCGGGCGUCUCCAUCCCCGUCGUCGACCUCUCACUCCCCGCGCCCGCCGCCGCCGCCGCCGCCGCCGAAGCCGCCCGCAGCUGGGGCUUCUUCCACCUCAUCAACCACUACCAGGCCCUCGGCGUCCCAGAGGACUACCCCGCGCGGGCGCUCGCCGCCGUGCGCGCCUUCAACGAGCUCCCGGCCGCCGAGCGCUCCGCGCACUACGGCCGCUCCAUGGUCGGCGGGGUCUCGUACUUCUCCAACGUCGAUCUGUUCCGGACCUCCGCCGCGAGCUGGCGCGACACCGUCCAGAUCGCGUUCGGGCCCCAGCGGGCUGACCCGGCGCGCAUCCCGGCCGUCUGCCGCGAAGAGCUGCUCGAGUGGGACGCGCACGCCACCGCCGUGGGGCGCGCCCUGCUGGGGCUCCUCUCCGAGGGGCUUGGGCUCGGGUCGACGAGGCUGGAGGAGGCUUCCUGCCUCGAGGGCAGGGUCAUGGUCUGCCACUACUACCCGGUGUGCCCCGAGCCCGAGCGCACCAUGGGCAUCGUCCCGCACACAGACCCCGGCGGGCUCACCGUCCUCGCGCAGGAUUGUGUGGGUGGUCUGCAGGUGAAGCAAACGGAUGAUGAUGGGGCGAGCUACUGGGUGGAUGUGAAGCCUGUGCCCGGUGCGCUUGUAAUCAACGUCGGGGACCUUUUGCAGGCCGUAUAGGAAUAAAACAACUUUCUGUUUCUGGAGCAUCAUCUGCACAAACUCAUCGGGCUGGGAUCCUCUGCGCAGUCGGAGCCCCAAUGACUCUCACUGAUAUGUGAGCCCGAUGGUGUCACAUGCUUUCUGUUUCUGGAGCAUCAGAUGUGUUGACUUAUUUGACACGAACCUUCUCAAGGCUUGCAAUUUUGCCUAUGAAUUAUUAAGUUGCAUAGCUUAUUUGUAAAAUAAUCAGUGAUUUAUUGCUGCUUACUUCAAACUCUGACAUGGUUUUAGUUAUGCAAUUCUCAAGAGUAUCCAGAAUGUACAUUACGGUUGCCCA
This is a messenger RNA of Setaria italica (foxtail millet), 1445 nucleotides long. RefSeq names its product 1-aminocyclopropane-1-carboxylate oxidase homolog 4. The record is from RefSeq and is a predicted model, not a curated record. NCBI's taxonomy places the organism in Eukaryota, Viridiplantae, Streptophyta, Magnoliopsida, Poales, Poaceae. The transcript has 2 exons. Bases 269 to 1126 code for a protein of 285 amino acids.